AUGUAUCGUCAUUGCAGAGCACAGCUUGAGACGACUUCUACGAGCUCUCCCCAAGCUAAGAGUCCAGCUACAAGCAGCGCUGGUGCAACAGCUAGUGCUUCCACCGCCCAGGGUGAGAGGACACCGACAGCACACAACAAACAACUGCAGAAUGUCAAGGGUCAAGACCAUCCGCCACAUCCAUCAAUGGCGUUCCUACAGAACCGGUCAAUCUCCCUGGUGGACAUGUACAUCGAUAAUUCCGAACCAUCGGAGAACGUCGGCCAAAUCCACUUCUCUUUGGAAUAUGACUUCCAGAAUACCACUCUCAUUCUCAGGAUUAUACAGGGCAAGGAACUGCCGGCUAAAGAUCUCAGUGGCACCUCGGACCCGUAUGUCCGGGUCACACUGCUCCCGGAUAAAAAACAUCGCCUGGAGACGAAGAUCAAACGCAGAACCCUAAAUCCUCGAUGGAAUGAGACCUUCUAUUUUGAAGGUUUCCCCAUACAAAAGUUACAGAGUCGAGUUUUACAUCUACACGUGUUCGACUACGACCGCUUCUCUCGGGAUGAUUCUAUCGGGGAGGUAUUCCUGCCACUGUGUCAGGUGGAUCUCAGCGAGAAGCCUUCCUUCUGGAAAUCUCUGAAGCCUCCGGCAAAGGACAAAUGCGGUGAACUACUCACGUCACUCUGCUAUCAUCCCAGCAACAGCGUUCUUACGCUCACUCUAUUGAAAGCUAGGAACUUGAAGGCCAAAGACAUUAACGGAAAAUCAGAUCCAUACGUCAAAGUCUGGCUGCAGUUUGGUGACAAACGCAUCGAGAAACGUAAGACGGCUGUCUUCAAGUGUACAUUGAACCCGGUUUUCAACGAUUCCUUCUCCUUCAACGUACCCUGGGAGAAGAUCAGGGAGUGCUCUCUUGAUGUUCAAGUCAUGGAUUUCGAUAACAUCGGACGUAAUGAACUCAUCGGAAGAAUAUUGUUGGCUGGUAAGAACGGCUCCGGUGCAACAGAAACGAAACACUGGCAAGAUAUGAUCACAAAGCCACGUCAAACGAUUGUUCAGUGGCACCGCCUCAAGCCAGAAUAA
Molecule: messenger RNA, 1068 nt
Organism: Danaus chrysippus (African queen)
Lineage: Eukaryota; Metazoa; Arthropoda; Insecta; Lepidoptera; Nymphalidae
Source: the annotation of a GenBank genome assembly